Molecule: messenger RNA, 945 nt
Organism: Penicillium cosmopolitanum
Lineage: Eukaryota; Fungi; Ascomycota; Eurotiomycetes; Eurotiales; Aspergillaceae
Product: ribosomal RNA processing 1 family protein
Exons: 3
Coding region: 1-945 (314 amino acids)
Biological process (GO): rRNA processing
Cellular component (GO): preribosome, large subunit precursor; preribosome, small subunit precursor; nucleus
Source: RefSeq, a predicted model, not a curated record
AUGGCGGACGUUCAAAAGACUCCCUUCGUGAAGGACCUCGCCUCUAGCGACCGUAAGGUUCGCGACAAGGCUGUCGAAUCUCUCACUCUAUUCCUGAGCUCGCGCACGGAUUUGAGUGUUCUUGAUCUUUUGAAGCUUUGGAAGGGUCUAUUCUUCUGCUUUUAUCACUCCGAUCGACCUCUCACGCAACAAGCUCUCGCCCGCGCACUCUCCUACCACCUCGUCACAUCUCUUCCCCAUGCCACUCUCCACAGAUUUUUGCGCGCAUUUUGGAUCACCAUUGGCCGCGAUUAUCACUCCAUCGACCGACUGCGCCUGGACAAGUACCUCUUCCUGAUCCGUUGCUAUGUCGGAGUCGCAUUCCAAAUUUUCGUGAAGGAAAAGAAGAGCUCGAAAAAAGGUGACGACAAGAAGCGCAAACGUGAAGAUGCCGGCAAGAAGGGCCGUGGCAAGAAGCAAAAGAAGCAGGAGGAGAGCGAGCCAGCCCAGGAGGAGGAGGCUACAGAUGAAGAUGGGAAGUGGGCUGAUCUUUCCGCCUAUAUCUCUCUUAUUGAGGAAGGCCCCCUUCACCCUGUGAACUUUGACCCGGAUCAGGAUUCCGAUGAUGAGGAGUCGGACUUUGUGGCAAUGCCACACGGACCGGAUGGUCUGCGCUACCAUAUUGUCGACAUCUGGGUUGACGAGUUGGAGAAGGUUCUUGAAUUCGAAGAUGGCGAGAUCGCCGAAGAUGGAGUUGCGAAUCGGAAGAUCAAGGGCGAUAUUCCCAUGGAGCUCAUUUUGAGACCGCUGGAGAAGCUUCGUACUGAGAGCCCCUACAAGCCUGUUCGGACACGGGCUACCGAGGCGUUGGAGGAUGAUCGUCUCGUUGAGUGGGGAAUUCGUGCUCCCAAGGUCAAUGAGGACGACGAGGUGGACAGCGAUGGCGAGUGGGGUGGUUUUGACUAA